Messenger RNA from Opisthorchis viverrini, 1291 nucleotides. RefSeq lists its product as hypothetical. Gene Ontology annotation, biological process: small GTPase-mediated signal transduction. The record is from RefSeq and is a predicted model, not a curated record. The transcript is spliced from 3 exons. Gene Ontology annotation, molecular function: GTP binding; GTPase activity. Lineage: Eukaryota; Metazoa; Platyhelminthes; Trematoda; Opisthorchiida; Opisthorchiidae. The coding region runs from base 159 to 650 and encodes 163 amino acids.
CUCUCUCUGAAGGUUGUGACUACAGAAAAUGGCCAGUUCGACCCACACAAUAAAGUGUGUUGUGGUCGGAGACGGCGCAGUUGGAAAAACAUGUCUCCUCAUCUCGUAUACCACAAAUAAGUUUCCACAGGAAUAUGUUCCAACUGUAGGUUUAUUUCAUGUUCUUUACCUUCUUGAAGGUGUUUGAUAAUUAUGCGGUUACCGUGAUGGUUGGUGGGGAGCCAUACACUCUGGGAUUAUUUGAUACUGCAGGCCAAGAAGACUAUGAUCGCUUAAGACCUCUGAGCUAUCCGCAAACAGACGUUUUCCUCGUGUGUUUCUCCGUUGCGAAUCGCAGUUCCUUUGAAAAUGCGAAGGACAAGUGGGUACCAGAAAUAAUGCAUUAUUGUCAGCGGGUCCCCUUCCUUUUGGUGGGCACACAAACCGACCUGCGUGACAGCGACUCAACGGUCGGGGCGAACCGAGGCAGCAAGGCGAGGUUCAUCACGCCAGAGGAAGGACAAAGGUUGGCCAAAGACGUUCAGGCAGUAAAAUAUGUUGAAUGCUCCGCUCUCACACAGCGUGGUUUGAAAACCGUGCUGGACGAGGCAAUCAUUGCUGCAUUGGCUCCACCAAAGGUAACUCAGACGCGAAAGUGCUGCUUGAUAUAAACCCCAAUUCUUCGCCCUCCUAUCCCGUCACAACCCUACACAGAAUGAGGUCCUCCUCGUGAGAAUCCCUUUGGCCCCAAAUCGGCUGUUCAUAUUCGGAUCAGUGCCAGUCGCCCAUUUUUUCACACAAGCAUCUGAUUUUUUGGAAAUCAAACGGCUAUUCCCCCAUUGCUUGGCGGAUGGUUAACCGUAUAAAUUCCCUUUGUGCCUGUUCUGCUUUUCAAAAUCGGUGAGGAUCUAUGUCCUUUUAUCUCACCGAUCAUGCGUCGGAAUUCCCUUCGGUUGUCAUCCACCGUUUACACCUGGUCCACUCUGUUCCCUUCCGUUUGCUAUUAUUAUUAAUCAUUAUUAUUAUUAUCUUGCUGAGUUUUGAUAGGGGUGAUCCUGGAGUCACGCAUCACAUUAUGGCUCCCUGUAAUGCUGUACUCUUUCCUCAUGUUUUGUACGUAAUGAUCUCAAUUGAACUGUCAACUUUGACCGUUUCUCUCGUAUUCCGUGUUCUCGUUUGUGCUUAGUGCUCCGCCCCAGCCCAGGACUAGAGCAUGCACUGCUUUUCUCGUUUGCCUUUUCGGCCCCUCUUCACAUGGACUAAUAAUUAUGACACAAUCACUGCUUUGUGGAUUACAGUGGCAUUACCGAAG